Molecule: messenger RNA, 645 nt
Organism: Sorex araneus (European shrew)
Lineage: Eukaryota; Metazoa; Chordata; Mammalia; Eulipotyphla; Soricidae
Exons: 3
Coding region: 1-645 (214 amino acids)
Source: RefSeq, a predicted model, not a curated record
AUGAGUCUUUCCAAAAGUGAAGUGGACGGACAACACAACCGAGUCGCGGCCGCCCCGCGCUCGGUGUGGACGCUCACUGCCGGCGCGCUAGGGAUCCGGGAAGGAGGAGGAAGAGGGAGGAGCCGCGAGUAUACACCCCGUGAGACCCUUGCGCAAGGGUGCAAACCUGGAUGGGAGCGCCCAGGAAGGUUGCGAUCACAAAGACACCUCUCCACCUCCCAGCUCCCCGAAGUCGGGGUUACCUGCUGCAGCCUCCGUGAGCCCCCACGGGCGGAGAGCUCCAGACGCCUCCAGGAGCCGCUGGUGGCCGCGUCCCCGAAGCCCGUCGCGCCAAGGCCAGAAGAGGGGAAGGUGUCUCGAGGCCGAAGCCAGGGCGACCGGCCCCAGAGCCCGCGGCUGCCGGGCUGCUGCAGCCGCCCUCGGCCGCCCCUGACUCACUGCGUCUGCACCAGCCGAGGGGCGGCGCAGGGGACGCUAGCCGACGCCUCCCCGCCUUUUCCAUUUCCCCUUUCUCUCCGUAAACAGAAAGAGGCUUCAGGGUUGCGGGGAAGCUGGAGCCCCCGCGCGGGGAAAUUCCGCGCCCCCCCCCCCCCGCGCCCGUCUCUGGCCGUCGGGGCACCUGGGCGGAGCCCAAGGCGGAGCUAG